Molecule: messenger RNA, 6690 nt
Organism: Oncorhynchus masou masou (cherry salmon)
Lineage: Eukaryota; Metazoa; Chordata; Actinopteri; Salmoniformes; Salmonidae
Gene: pwwp2a
Product: PWWP domain containing 2A
Exons: 3
Coding region: 27-3062 (1011 amino acids)
Cellular component (GO): nucleus; chromocenter
Molecular function (GO): chromatin binding
Source: RefSeq, a predicted model, not a curated record
GGCCGUAGAAGCAAAGCGGAAAGAAAAUGGCGGCCGUGGCUGCGGAGCCAGGAGCUGUUGCGGUAUCAACAACAACAGCGGGGGACUGUGGUGAGCUCGAACCGGUGCCAGCUGUGCCGGGGGGCAAACUCGACUCCGAUGCAACGCAGCAGUACGCGCCAGUAAUAGACCUUGUUCACCAACUCAAGGAUGGGGAUGCAGUUCAGGAAUGCAGCCAGGUCCAAAUGGAGCUAUUGAGCAGGCCAGACCAAGAAGCCGCGGGAAAAGUCCUCGCUGCUUGUGCAUUGGAUGAACACAUCGAUACAGGAUGUCUCAUGGUCGGCUUAGAAAAUACCGAUAACCAUUCUCGCGGGGACUAUGGUUCGAAAUACACAAUGUCGAGGGCAGAACGUUUGAAACAAUUUUUUUCGCCUAAUGUUGAUCCUGCAAACGAGCUCAGUAAGCACGAGCCCUACGCCUGCCAUCAGAAUAGCUCCAUCUCCGAUUCACAGCCAUCGGUGGUCUUUUUGCAUUCGUUCCCUGCGCAUCCUGUGACUACGGAGGCUGGGCUGUCGUUGGCAGAGCCAGCAGAGCCCAUGAUCAAUUACUAUCAAAACACAGAAUCAACCCAACCUACUAUUAUCGAGUGUGACUAUAGAGCUUUAAUUAAACCGUCCCACGAGGCUGAACUGGAGCCCGAAUCAGCAGAUAAUGCUCUUUCUGGUACCGAGUACAAGGCCGAGUCUUUGGGAGAUGCCUCUCUUGAACAUCCCCAGUCCAUAGAACACGUCGACUCUCUGUCAGUUCUAGAGACGGAGACACUCAUUGGAACACCCAUGGAGACUGGAUACAUUUAUGACUUUUCGAGCAUCACAAACCAGAACUCUCCGAGUCCCGAGCUUCCUGUAAUGGCAGUGGGUCAGGUUGACUCCUCGGCAGAGCCUGGGGACUCGUGCUCACGACAGCGGAGUUUGGAAACGAACUUCCACGAGAGCGAGACGGUAUUGAAUCCCCCUCACUCCAUGCCCGUUGCUGAUACUGAGGAGGUACAGUCCGAUUCAGUGGACAAUCUGAUACCUGGUUCUGAAGUUCGAGUAUCUCUGGAUCACAUCAUCGACGACGCACUGGUGGUGUCCUUUCGGUUAGGCGAGAAGAUCUUCUCUGGGGUUCUGAUGGACCUCUCUAAAAGGUUUGGACCCUAUGGAAUUCCAAUCACUGUGUUCCCAAAGAGAGAAUACAAGGAUAAACCUGAAUCUAUGCAGCUAAAGACAGAACCAUUCCAGCCAGAGAAGGUGGAAAUGCCAGUUCAGGAAGAUCCUGACAGCCAAGUUGUCGCAAUCCCCGAACCAAACCCUGACCCCCAGCCUAAGCCUAACCCAUGGACUUCAAAACCUCCACCACUGUUUCAGGAGGGAGCCCCUUACCCUCCGCCAUUGUUCAUCAGGGACACCUACAACCAGUCGUUACCUCAGCCGCCCCCCCGCAAGAUCAAGCGGCCCAAGCGCAGGCUGUAUCGCGAGGAGCCCACCUCUAUCAUGAACGCCAUCAAGUUGCGGCCCCGCCAGGUGCUCUGUGACAAGUGCAAGGGGACUGUCAUGACCGUGGACAAGAGGGAGCCACGUAGAGGCCCUGUGUCGGACUCUAGGGGCGAGGACGCCAAGCGGAGACGCAACGACAGUGCAGCUACUGUCAGCAAGCGGCCACGUAAUGACUCUCGCUCUGAGGAGAAGCGCCAUGCUGCUGAGGCGUCUAAACGGCAGGCCUCAGGGAUUCGAGUCUCCUCUUCCUCUUCUCUGGGCCAGGUGAAGGCCGGAGCUGGAGGCAACAGGGUUCUGAGGACAACAACCACCACAACAACAUCACCGGUCAACAGCAGCUCCAGAGUCCAACUCAAUGCCAAGAAAGUGCUUCAGAGCAAAAAUGUUGAUCACUCCAAGGCAAGGGAGGUGCUGAAACUGGCCAAGGCGCAGAAGAGGCAGAGAGAGACUACAGUGGUCACUGGCAGCAGUGGCAACGCCAAGACGAUGACGAGGGCCGCUGCCCUGCAGGAGGCCCACGCCCACCAGAAGGUCCACUUCACCCGGCGGCUGCAGCAGAUCAGCGGGGUGGGACCAAGCAACGCCACCCCUCUGCCACCCAGGAUGCGCAUCAAGCCCCAAAGGUACCGUAAUGAAGAGAAUGACUCUUCUACAUGUAAGCCGCCUUGCCUCGAGAAAGUGCCGGGAAGUGGCCGUUUGUCCCCUCCAAAGCCAGGCGCGCCCCGCUGCACCUCCACGCGCUCCUCCUCCUCCUCCUGCUCCACAGGCGAGGCCACUCUAGACCAGGGUCUAGAUAAAGGGCCAGAACCUGAGCUCAGUCCUCAGACCCAAUCCCAGACCCAAGUGGAACCCCUCACAGCCACGGAGCACAGCGACCCCAAGGUGGAGCCAGAGGAGCAGGGGGGGCGGGAGGAGAGGCGGGAGACGCGCGGCAGCAAGGCUGGCAACCUUGUGGUGUACAUGACCCUUAACCCCAGCCAGCCUGACUCCUCUAAUACCUCCAUGUGCAGCGUUGAUAGUGCAGAUGACUUAAAAUCUUCAAACUCAGAGUGUAGCUCCACCGAGACCUUUGACUUUCCCCCUCCCGGUGAUUUGCACUCGCCCCCCGCCCCCGGCACAUCCUCCGCAGUCACUGACCCCUCGCCAGCACCUACGGAAGAGAAAACCCCUCGUAAAUCUCAGAAAGUGUUUUCCAAAAAUGUGUCUAAGUGUGUCUCUCUGGACGGCAGGAGCAUUUGCGUAGGGGACAUUGUUUGGGCCAAAAUAUAUGGUUUUCCUUGGUGGCCAGCCCGCGUCUUAGGCAUCCAGAUCAGCCGCAAAGAUAAUGGGCUCUUAGUCAGGCAGGAGGCCCGUGUCGCCUGGUUCGGUUCACCCACCACCUCCUUCCUGGCACUUGCACAGGUCGCCCCCUUUCUAGAAAGCUUCCAGUCACGCUUCGACAAGAAGAGAAAGGGCUUGUACCGUAAAGCCAUCACAGAGGCAGCCAAGGCUGCCAAGCAGCUCACUCCUGAGGUUCGCGCAUUGCUUACGCAAUUCGAGACGUGAGGUGGUGUGCUUUGGGGAAAAGGAAAGUGCUACAACGCUGAAGGGCUGCUGAUGGGUCCUUUACACUGCCAGACGGAAGGAUAUGUCCAGAAUUGGAGACGUCAUCGAUAUAAUUAUUUUUAUUUAAGUAUCGGAAGAAGGAACAUUUAUAUAUUUAUAAUGAAUUGCAGACCUACUCCACCUCUGGGCCUGUCCAUCAUGCUGAAUACCAUUUGAUUUCUUUGAGCAGGCGUCCAUGUCCACAAGCAUGUGACCUUAGUUUGAGUGAGGACAUCUGCAGAGUCGACGAGCACUCUGACCAUUAUAGAUAUCUAGUACAUUUGUAUUACAUACAUGUUGACAGGACACAGGAUUUUGCAGGGUUUUUAGUAUGUUCAGUGAUCUUGAAAUGCAAAGACAAAAAAAUGAAUAAAAACAAUACUAUGUAAAACAUUUAUAUUAAUGCAAUAAAGAUUGCAUGUGCUAUGCUAUUACAGUGCAUUUGCAGAAGGCUGUGCUUUGUUGUGUUGAAGCAGUCUUGAAAAAGAAUACUGGUGUCUCAAGCCCUGUUUAUACCUGGUGCUAACAUGCCUAACGUGUGUCCCGAUCCUGUCCACAGUCUGAUUGUGCCCACAUUUGAAGUGAAGUGAUUGUGAUCAGAUCUUCCUGACCACCUCAGGAGGUAGUCAGGGACACGUAUCUGGAUUAUCAAACAUUUUAAAUCGUCCCUCUUGACUCGAGGCAAUAUUUGUUUUAUUUAUCCCUUUUUCUCCCCAAAUUGGUAUCCAAUAUCCAAUUGGUAGUUACAGUCUUGUCCCAUUGUCGCAACUCCCGUACGGAUUUGGAAGAGGCAAACCAGGAUCUCUAAUGGCACAGCGAGCACUGCGGCGCAGUGCUUUAGUCCACAGCGCCACCCAGCAAUAUUUGUGUUAACAUAAAAUAAGAAUUAGCAUUAAUAUGCUGAAUUAUACCUUUUUUGAGAAAGGUGAUUGGGAGGAUUAUAGAACCCGUGACCUUCUGGUCCCUUGCCAUAUCCAUUGUACCAGCAGGGGGAUGGUACUAGCCCAGUCUUGUCACAUAUUUAAAGCUGUUCAGCCAGAAAGUUAGUAGAUUAGAAAUGUGAUAAAUUGAAAAUGUUGGUUAAAUUUAAAAAAAAGAAGUCGCAACUGGGAUUCGAACUGGCAACCUUGCGGGUCGCAACCAAUGAUAUAUAUAUCUAUAUACACACACACGUACGUGUAUUUUUUCUUAAUGUCUACAUUUGUUUAAUUCUAUUACAGACACCUUAAUGCAUACUUUCAAAUUAUAUGUGAGCUGAACAUACGUUUUAAAUUUUUUAUAUUUAAAGUACUUAUGUCCCCACUACAACAACAAAAUACUUAAAUCAAUGUAAUUUUGUCCUUGAAAACAAUAAUAAGUAAUUGAAAUACUGUAGAAUUACAUUAAUUCCUAUUGAGGAUUGCUUCUUCUGAGUUCCAAUAUGGCCGACCAAUGGGUUCUAAGCCUCUCAUCGACCAAUACAUAGCAUCAGCAAUCUAACGUUCAUAUACAUCAUUUGUUGCAACCCGCAUUUAACGCCCUCCAUCCUACCUCCCUAAGGGCCUUUUUUUUCUGUUGCUCUCACCUGUAACUCCAACCACUGAUAUUCUAAGCUUUGCCCACUGAGCAUUAGGCCUAGAUUAAAACAGAUCAAGCAAUAGCUGACACCGAGACUCUUCCUAGAGCUGUCCGCCCAUUCCACACUGAGCAAUUGGGUUUGAAGGGCCUUGGUCAGGAGCUGACCAAGAACCCGAUGGCCACUCUGAAAGAGCUCCAGAGUUCCUCUGUGGAGAUAGGAGAACCUUCCAGGACAACUAUGUCUCCAGCCCUCCACCAAUCAGGCCUUUAUGGUAGAGUGGCCAGACGGAAGCCACUCCUCAGUAAAAGGCACAUGACAGCCCGUUUGAAGUUUGCCAAAAGGCACCUAAAGGACUCAGACCAAUGAGAAACAAGAUUCUCUGGUCUGAUGAAACUCCCGAUCGAACAUCUCUGGAGAGACCUGAAAACAGCUGUGCAGCGACACUCCCCAUCCAUCCUGAGUUUAAUUCUAGUUUAAGUUGAAUCUACAUAAAGUUCUUCAAACAUGCAGUCAAUAUGCUGUUCUGACCUUGUUCUGACCUUGUGUGCAAAGUCAAAUGGCACGGACAAAUCAAUACGAAUAGAUAUGUUCUCUCAGCAAUGGAACCAAAAGCGCAAAUACGGACAGCAUGGGAAAUGAGAAGUGCAGAGCUUGAGAGGAUCUGUAGAGAAGAAUGGGAAACUCCCCAAAUACAGGUGUGCCAAGCUUGUAGCGUCAUAGCCAAGAAGACGAGGCUGUAAUUGCUGAUAAAGGUGCUUCAACAAAGUACUGAGUAAAGGGUCUGAAUACUUAAGUAAAUAUGAUGGCAAACAUUUCGAAAAACCUGUUUUUACUUUGUCAUUAUGGUGUAUUGUGAAGAUUGAUGAACGUAACAAAAUGUGGAAAAGGUCAAGGGGUCUGAAUACUUUCCAAUCGCACUGUAGAAAUGACACUCAAAUUGAAAAUCAUUAAACAAAAUAAUGAGGAUCAGCCUUAUCAAGGUGUAGAUUUACAUCUCACAGUUCAGUGUUAGAAAUGGUAAACAAGGCUGCAUGGGAUUUCUCUUAAUGUGACUCCAUUGCCAAUGUCCACUUUAAGUAUAAUGCUGGGAACUGCUUGUGGAUGUAACGCAGUUCCACCUCUUGACACCGUCAAAAGAUCAGCUAUGUGGAUGUAGGAGGAUCACCAUAAGUUAUUUUGAUCGUCUACACCGGUCUAAAAAUGUGGGCCCAAUCAGAAUGUGGACGAUAUCAGCACCAGGUAUAAACGGGGCUUCAGUCUUCCCCAACCUUAUACCAGCUCCUGUUGUUUCACAGUAAGCUACCCGCUGAGCUACAAGCAGCCUUAAAGAACAGGAGUUAGCUGAACAACUCCAAAUGUCUAGACUGUUCCUGGGGAGAUGCAGUACUUAGUGUGUAAUCUACAAUUGACUGGCAGAAACAGAAAAUCAAAGAUAUCACGCUCCCUCAGUCAGGGUCCUGUAGGGCUCUAUUCAAUCGGCUUCACUGAAGCGUAAGAAAUGUAAAGGUAAUAUCCUUAUGAGCCGACAUUAUGCAGCGUUUAACGCGAAUGCAGUCUCCACUAACGCGGGAACAUUGCCUUUAUAUUUCAAUCACGCUAACGCUGAAGCCCCCCUCAUCCAGCAGAUUAUUUUGAUGACAUUUAUGUGCAAAUUUAAGCGUACAUGUCAUUUUCCUUGCCAGAUGUCCCUAUUCAGUCACUCUCUAGGGUUAAAACCACAAUAUUCCUCCCUGACUUUCCUCCUCACUUCAAGACAAGCAGAGCCAGUUGACUGGACCGAUUGUGAGGUCACAGGCUGGAUUGGGGAUUCCCAAAGGGAAACAAACACAUGGUCAAGUCAGUCAGGAGCAGCUGAAGAGAGCCACAGUGACUGAAUCAGCUGUGACUCAUCUCUCGCCAUCUCGUGUACAUGUAUGCGUUUUGAUACAAUCUAUUAAUGUCUUGACUUAACAGACUGGUGGAUGUGGGAAAUCCUGUUUUGUAAUUACUGUAUAUCUCCUAAAAUCAGUAAAUCUGCUUUUUGCCUUUGUA